This is a messenger RNA of Vespa velutina, 2430 nucleotides long. RefSeq names its product odorant receptor 85f-like. Gene Ontology annotation, molecular function: olfactory receptor activity; odorant binding. The transcript is spliced from 5 exons. The coding region runs from base 90 to 1268 and encodes 392 amino acids. Gene Ontology annotation, cellular component: plasma membrane. The record is from RefSeq and is a predicted model, not a curated record. Gene Ontology annotation, biological process: detection of chemical stimulus involved in sensory perception of smell; sensory perception of smell. NCBI's taxonomy places the organism in Eukaryota, Metazoa, Arthropoda, Insecta, Hymenoptera, Vespidae.
UCAAAGGGAAAUACAGUCGAUACGGAACAACUUCGAAGUACGGAUCUGUUUACGUAAAUAAUUCUAUAAAUUUCAAACGGUUCUUAUCGAUGUCGAUCAAUUUUCAAAACACCAAUCGAUUAAACGUCUUAGCGAAUCUUUUUUCGGGCAAUGUUUUACCCAUAACUUCAGACGGAUCUGAAUUAUCCUUACUUUCCGAAUUAUAUGCCAUUUCUACUUGGAUAAUAGUAUUAAUAUAUACAAGUGGUUGCAUCAUUGGAAUAUUUCGUGUGCCCAAAGAAUAUGCCUUGAGAGAAUCUACAGUGAAUUUAAUAAUCAUCGUUGAGAUUUUCUUUAAUCUUUUUCAUAUGUACCGGCAAAGGAAUCUUUUGAAACGAUUGAUCGGGAAUUACAAUUUUUUAUUUUCUAUCGAUAAUGAUUUAUUAAAAACCAUUGUUGUAACUUACGUUGGGCCCGUAGAAAAAAUGUUGAAAUUUUAUACGAUUACCGAAGUCUCUACGGUUGUACUUUGGGUCUCAACGGCAUUUAUAACGUUCUUUCAAAAAGAAGAAUUCGUACAUGAGGAUUACGUUCUACCAAUUAGUUUCUCCGAGGAAUCAAUCUCACGUAAUGUUUAUAUCAUUAAUGUUAUCAUUGAAAUAUUCGGAUCUUUUUAUGUGAUUUUGAAAAAGGUCAGUACUGAUAUAUACACUUUGCAUUUAAUACUAUUGUUAACAUCGCAAUACAAGUAUAUGAGAAUAAAAUUCGGGAUGGUAUUUCGAAGAAAAGAAAAUUCUUUAAAAUCGAAAUAUCUAAGUGAUCGUGUUAUCGAGAAAGAACUUGAUUCGUUGUUCCAUCAUCAUUCCGUCGUUGUCCGAGCCACGAUCAUGCUGAAAGAAAUACUCUCGUUCAAUGUUUGUAUCAUUCAUUUGGACAGCGUCUUUCGAUUUUGUUUUUUAAGCUUCAUGCUUGCCACGAACAUGAGAAUGAACAUAGAAGGAUUCAUAAUAAUAUCGUAUAGCAUUGCUGCUGUUUUACAAUUGUACAUGAUAUGUUUCUAUGUACAAGAACUUUUCGAAGCGGGUACAAAAUUGACGGACGACGCUUUUAACGAAGAAUGGUAUUCCUGCGAAUUAUCGGUGAAAAAAAAUUUCCAAAUAAUGAUACACGCGAAUAAGUUGAAGUGUCAGCUAACUCCAUGUCAAAGCGUCGACUUGUCCUUACCAUCUUUCAUGCAGAUUAUGAAUCAAGCCUACUCCGUGUGUCUGCUCUUUUUGAAGAUGAAAUAAAACCGGUUUGAAGGUGGAAGAAAUGUUGGGCCCUCCGCAAAAAAAUAUCUCUCUUUGGGAGAAUUUCAUUUUGAUGAGGUGCACGUGCUAUUUCAUCGAAACCAAUUGUAAAUGGGAUCGAUAAGAAAUUAAACGUAUCAAUGUAUCUUUUCCCUCAUAGUUGUGAAUUUCUUUAAUGCUUAAAAAUUGAUUUCUAUAAAAAUAGUCAUAAACCUUGAUAAUUACCUUUUGUCUUGAAAGGUCUCGAUGGUUGAGAGUAACCCUUCGAACCAUUUCCAUUGAUCGCUGCAACACGAAAUUGAUACCAAUGGCCUGUCUUCAAUCGACCACGAAGAGUCGCGUGAGGUUUCGUAGAAACAUGUCGGACGGUCCAUGAACUUAAUCUUGAUUCUAAAUAACGUGGACCAAUAAGAUGACGUUCCUCCACUAAAUAUCUGACAUCCCCGUUACCGGAUACAUUUGGAUAAACAUGACCAAUGUUUCGCCAAUUCAAAUGAAUGAGAUUACUUUUUUGUUGUCUUAUCUGUAGAUUUUGCGGGAUCGGUGGUAAAUCUGAAAUUUUAGAAAACUUUUAUUAGAGAAUUAAAAUGAUCGCGUUUAUAUUCAUUAUGUAAAGUAUAUAUUGAGAAUGUUGAUUUACCAGUUCUGUUGUCUAAACCGACGGGAUGCAUACAUGUAACUCCGCAAUCGUGCGAACAACACUUUGCCAAAUCUGGACAACGUGAAUCAUUGUCACAAGCGAUCAAACAAACGGCUUCGAAGGGUGACAUAAAAGCAGUAUCAGGACAGUAACCAGGUUUCGAAUAAUUCGAUGCUAAACAAUUUUCUAUACACUGAAACAAUGUAGAAACAUUUCUCUUUUCUAAUAAUAAUAUUGAGAUUUUCUUUUCUGCUAUUAAUAUCGAUCCUUUAUAUACUUUGACGAUAUUACUCCGAAGAUAUAAACCGCUUGAAAGUUAAAUAAUGUGUUUUCAGUUGAAACGAAAAAAAAAAGAAGAAGAAAUAAAUAAAAUAAAAUAAAAUAAAAUAAAAUAAAAUAAAAAAAUUUGCGGUUAACGUAUCCCAGAAGAUCGCCCGUACAAUUUUUCUUUCCUUUCCUCUUUGAUCGUUGCUUGUCUCCGCGUGAAACCGAUUUCGAAGUACCAAACGAGCUACCAAACGA